This is a messenger RNA of Tarenaya hassleriana, 1325 nucleotides long. RefSeq names its product UBP1-associated protein 2C-like. Lineage: Eukaryota; Viridiplantae; Streptophyta; Magnoliopsida; Brassicales; Cleomaceae. Gene Ontology annotation, molecular function: RNA binding. The record is from RefSeq and is a predicted model, not a curated record. The coding region runs from base 103 to 1149 and encodes 348 amino acids. The transcript has 6 exons.
GAGACCACAAACCCAAGGCCGAGAGAAAAUUGGUAAAAAAAUCCGAAGAGAGACAAACCGGAAAAAGGAAGAAGAAAAAAAGGGGGAAAAACAAGUGCAGAUAUGGAGGAAGCGAAGAAGAGGAAAAUGGACGAGACGGGUGAUGGCGAAACUUCUCAAGAGGAGCUUCGCUCUCUCCUUGAACCUAUUGAGAAAUCUCAGCUCGUUGAUCUCCUCUCCAGAAUAGGUUCUCAAUAUCCUUCGAUUGCCGAAGAAAUUAAAAGUAUGGCCAGCGCAGAUCCUGUUCAUCGAAAGCUUUUUGUUCGUGGCCUUGCAUGGAAUACUUCUUCGGAAACCUUGUGUGCUACAUUUCGAGCACAUGGUGAAAUUGAGGAAGGUGCUGUUAUAUACGACAAAACAACAGGAAAGUCUCGUGGUUACGGUUUCAUCACUUACAAACAUAUCGAGUCAGCUCAGAAUGCUCUCAAAGCUGGUGGCAAAAUGAUCGAUGGGCGGCUGGCUGUCUGUAACUUAGCUUGCGAAGGUCUGAGUGGCACAAACUCAAUAUCUGAUUUGUCUCAAAGGAAACUCUUCAUUGGAGGCUUAUCACCCGAAGUGACGAGUGAAAUGCUUCUCAGCUUUUUUGGUAGAUGCGGUGAAAUCGAGGAAGGUUCAGUUGCAUAUGACAAAGAUACAAAUGAAUCACGUGGAUUCGGUUUCGUCACUUUCAGGACAGUUGAGGCUGCGAAAAAGGCAUUGGAUGAUCCACACAAGAUCCUCGGGGGAAGGGCAAUAGUGGUGAAACUGGCGGAAACUCACAAGGGUAAGCAAGUGCAGCAGGCCCGGGUACUGACGGGUUUGAUCCCAACAAUGCCAAUGGCAGUGGCUGGUGGUCCGUACCCGCAACAGGCGGGGCAUCUGAGCCAUUCUCCAGCUGGCUAUUCUUACCCCCAAGCCCUAGUAGGAGGAGGACCUUACUCUUCAUACCCGAGCCCGCCUGCAACUAACGCUCAUGCGGUGGCACCACCAGGGUAUUACCAUCGGUCACAUGCUCAUGCGGGUGGUGGUCCAUAUGCACCGGUGGUAGCUAAGGAACCGAUAGGAAGGCCGCAGCAGCAGCAGCAGGCGACAGGGGUGGGUUUGCUUUCUUAUUACAUGUCCAAGCAGUGAGUGAGUGAGGUUGUUUCCUUGUACUUACUAGGUUAAUGACUAGUGUCCCCUCUUUCUUUGUACCAUGUUUUGUUGUUUUUUUAGCUUUCAUUAGAGAGCCUUGGAGGAACGCCUGGAUGUGAAGAAGACUAUAUAUUGGCCGUUGUUCUUUAAUAAUGAAGACAAUUAUUUAGUAU